CUUAAAUAUUGCCUAUUAUUUUAAUUCUUUAUUUAUAAAAUUAUAUAUAAGCUUUUCAUUUAAUUUAUCUUACAAAUUUGUAAUAGAAAUAAUUAUAAAAUGUAUAUAAGCUGAAAGGCUUCUCAUUUAUUCGAACAAAUAAAUCAGAGAGACGUAUUAUUGCGCCAUCUAAGUUAAAAAGAUUCUGAUCGGACAGAAUUUUCCGUUAAAACAUAGAAGAUUUUACACAUUAUUUUAUUCGGCACGUUGAUCUGUUUUAUCUUACGUGACUUUACUUUUUUCCUAAAGAAAAUGACGAAUAUUUUAUUGAAAUUAAUUUCUUUCGGAAAUUCUAUAGGAUGAAAUUUAAGUGCACAUAGAAUUGGAUAGAGCAAACGAAAUGAGAUAUAUAAUUUAAAUAAUCAAGUAUUUUCUCACCUAUUAUUUUGCAUAAUUGAACAAAUACGAUCUUUAAUAAGUUAAAUAAGAUCUUAUUUUUACAAUGAACGUCGAAGAAAAUAGAUUGAGAACGUUUGCUGAUUGGCCUACUCAUGCUGCAGUAAGUGCAGAUCGCAUAGCCAAAGCAGGAUUUUAUUAUUCUGGUAUAGGUUUGGAAGUGCAAUGUUUUCUAUGCGGUACAAAAAUUUCUGAGUGGAAUUAUGGCGAUCAAGCUGUAACUCGUCAUCGUCAAGCUGCACCUGAUUGUCCUUUUGUUUUAAAUCCGUCCAAUACUUGUAAUAUACCUUUAUUGCCAGCAUCUGCUAAUGAUAGAGAUUUAUCAUCGUCCUCUUCUUCAGUGGAACAAGCCCAAUCCGAAAAUGUUACAGAAUAUCAGUGCUAUCUUUCAACAGCUGUAAGAAGUAAUGAUCCUCAAAGACAAUACAAAACUUUAAGGCAAAGAUUAGAAUCUUUUGCUAAUUGGCCAGUAUCUAAUAUAGUGUCACCUGAUAAACUUGCUAAAGCAGGUUUUUAUUAUUUACAACAAGCUGACUUGGUAGAAUGUGUUUUCUGUCGAGGUAUUAUAUUACAGUGGGAACUUGGUGAUGAUCCAGAAAGAGAACAUAGAACUCACUUUCCCAAUUGUGAUUUUUAUAUAAGAAGAGAUAAUGAAGAUGAUGUAGAAGAUUUAAUAAAAUUAACUAAUGUAAAAUUAAUGCCCGGUUCAACAACUGAUUUAAAAGAUUUAGGUAUUCAGGCCCAUACUGUACCACGAAGAUUAAAACAUGCAACAUAUGAAGGUAGACUGAGAACUUUCGAUGGUUGGCCUGUAGACCUAAGACAAACUCCAGAGAUGUUAGCUACUGCUGGAUUUUAUUACGUUGGAACUGAGGAUCAGGUCAGAUGUUUUCAUUGCGAUGGUGGUUUGCGUAAUUGGGAAGCAACGGAUGAUCCUUGGGUGGAACAUGCAAAAUGGUUUCCAAAAUGUGGUUUUGUUAGCAUUGUGCAAGGGCCAGAAUUUAUAAAAGAAUGUAUUGAUAAUAGACCACCUUUAGAUCCAGCUAUUGUAGGCAAUGUAUGCGAUAGUAGACCACCUUUAGAUCGAGCUAUUGCAGCCGAAACAUCCGAAACAUCCGAAGCAUCCGAAAGUAAUCCCGAAGAAAUUGUAGAAAUAUCUUCUGCAACACAUCCAACAGUUUCAACAUUACGUGAACAACUUAACGAUGCUUUCUACGAAGACAUGCUUCAAUCCGAACCAGCCAUGGCAGCACUUGAAAUUGGUUUACACGUUGAAGGAGUGAAAAAGGCUUUAAAAAAACGAAUAGAAGAGACUGGUGCUCCUCACGAUAGUGCAGAUCAACUUAUAGCAGAUGUCCUUCGAAAUCAAGCUAUGGACGAAGAUUCUCGAGCUGAAAGCCAAAACACUAAUUCAUCAAUUGACAAUUCAUUGGAUGUAAUACAAUAUUUUUUGAGUCUACUUAUAACCGAACAAACACUGAAUACUAGUGCAAGGUCGAUGAAUAAUUCAGAAGAUAGUAAUACCUGUCCUACAAUAAACAGGGAAAAUGAAAGGGAGAAUGUACAGGAAGAAUGUACAAAUUCUACACAAAGCUGUGAAAUAUCUGAUACUGAGGAUAAAGUGCUACAGAAGGCAAAUACUAACUCUGAAGUAUCUGAUUCGUUAGCGGAGGAAAAUAGAAGACUGAAAGAGGCUCGUCUAUGCAAAAUUUGUAUGGAUCGUGAAAUAGCUGUUGUAUUUCUACCAUGUGGUCAUUUGGCAACAUGUGUUCAUUGUGCUCCUUCUCUUACUUAUUGUCCGAUAUGUAGGCAAGAAAUACGUGCCACUGUUCGUACAUUUCUUUCCUAAGAUGCAAACUAAAAUUUUAACAGAUAUCUUAUCUUUCUCUUUAGAAAAUUCUGGCUCUCAUCAUAUCAGCACUCUUUAACUUUUACUCGCUUUUGUUAUAUUAUCACGCUGUUACGAUAUUACUAUGUUACAUCUAUAAAUGAAGGAUUUAUAUCUGUAUAGAUCAAUAACAAAAUUUAAAAACGUUGAGAAAACAAGCAUAUUCGAAUGAGGAUAAUCGGAUAACGUAGCGACGAAUCAUUUUUUUUUUUUUUUUUUUCUUUGAUGAGAAAUUUACACGAGAAGUUUUAGCUUAAUUUAUUUAAAUAACAACAUUGACAUAUCAAUCAUUAAAUAAACAUAAUCUAUACUACAUGGUACAAGGGAUUUAUUAAUUAAUAAAAUCUUAUAUUUGCCACAAUAUUGAACGUAUGAAUAUAGAGCUUUAUGCAAAUAUAAUAUUUUUAAAAAGUCAAUUAAUGCAAUCGCUAUUAUUUUGCAACGCGUUCAUUUUUAUUUAAAAGAAGAAAGAAUAACAUAAUAAUAUUAUAUUAAAUAUAAAUAAUGUAAUUUAUUUUACUAUUAAUUUGAUGAUAAUGAACUAAAUGUUCCUAUCUUUUCAAAAUAAUCUCAUAUAUAUAUAUAUGUAUACACAUAUUUUUUUUUUCUUCAUCAGAAAUUUGAAUGGAUUUUCUUCUUCGUUCUUAGAUGAUAGUAACAAGUCUAAUAUUGAAAAAUGAUUCUUAAGCUAAAAGAUAAAUUAUAGGUAAACGAACACAAUAAAAAAUACAAGGCAUCGAUCGUAUCCAUCUUGUUCUUUUAUAUCAAAAAAAAAAAAAAAAGAAAAAAAAAAAGAAAAAGAAAAAAACUUUUGAACACGCAUCUCCUCGUACGCUUAUCUGUUUUAUGAUUACAAGUCAAAAAAUACUAUGUAAAAUUUAAAUAUAUAUAUAUAUAUUAUAUAUAUAUAUAUAAUAUAUGUAUAUAUAGUCUAUUCUGUUAUGUAAUUGGAAACAACAAAUAUUAUAACUAUGAAGUCAAACAAAUCUGUUUACAAUCUUUGUUAGUAAAUAUUAUAGAUGCAUAUAUGUAAUGUUGACUGUCUAUUACUUAAAAAAAAAAUAUACAAAUUAAAUCAUUUAUAAAAUUAUUUUUCUAUAGCAUAUUAAUUUAUUAGAUUGUCAACAAUCCUUAAUACAUAUCACUCAUUCAUUUAUAAUGUUGAAUUGCCUUUAACUAUCCUCAUAUAGCUAUGCAAAAAGAUUCUUCUUUGAUAUUUUUGAUAGUCUUAAAAGGAAAUUCUAGAAGAAUUGUGCAUUUUUUUUUUUUAUUGAAAAAGAAGAAGAAAAGAUUACUUAUGACAGUAAGUUAUUUUUAUCUUUUUUUUUUUUACCUUUUACCUUUCCAUUAUCAAUUAUAGUCAAUAGAAUAGAGGAAAUUCCCUAAAAUGCUAAGAAAUGAUUUAUUUCUAUUAUAAAACGAAAUCUCUCUCCCUUUCUCUCUUUCACUAUUUAUCCAUCUAUCUCUCGAUAUAAGUGAAACAUAAAUGAAUUAAACUAAUGUUAUAUAUCCUUGUAUAUUUCAGAUAUCCAAGUAUAUAAUUUUUAUUUUUGUCUGAAUAAAAAAAAAAAGUUUUUCAUUAUAUUAUCCGAAUGACUCAAACUGAAACGAAAGUUCUAAGCUAUAAAAUAAUAUCAAAAUUCGUAUUUAAAAUAUCCAUUGACGUUAAUAAUAUUGCUUUUGUAAUCAUCUAUCAAUAAUUGCCAUAAGUUAUAUGACAGAGAGAGUAAAGCAACAAUAAAAAGACUGUUAAGACGUGGCAACGUUGUACAAAGAGUUAUGGGAAAAUUGUAUACAUUAUACCUUUAGAAAAGUUAUGCUAUUUUUGUUUAUAAUUAAUUAUUAAAAAUACAAAAGGAAAAUUUCUCCUUCGAACAUUUGUCCUUCUUUGCCUUUUAAAAUGACAAAUGUAGUAACGAGACAUCAUAGUAAACAAUUUAAAGUUGCCUCGUUUUAAUUAUUCACCAAUGAGAAAAAUGUGAAGAUAUUUUUAAUAGGAGAAGAAUGUUAAGGGGUGGGGAGGAGAAGAAAGAAAGAAAGAAAGAAAGAAAGAAAGAAAAGAGAGUAAAGAAAAGUAAAAAAAGAAAGAGAGAGAGAAAAACAAAUGAAAUAUAUCAAUCAAAUUGAAUGCAGAUGGCAGUAUUCUAUAUUUUAUAAUACGGCCUCGAGUUCGAAGCAAGGGAUUUUGUGGGGUUCUUCGAAACGAACAGCCAUUGGUGUGUCUUUACGUGCAGCUGCUUUCGUAACAACACCCAUACAACGUCGCGCAUAGAGCGUCUGAAUCUGAUCGUAUUCGUUCCUCUCGUAUUAUUUUCUUCUCUCAUCUUAAGUUAAUGGUACAUUCCUAUUUAUUUUUCAAGUUUACAUACGUUCGAUUUUAAUAAUAAAAUCGAUAUCUAUAAGAGUGUAAGUGACGACGUUCUCGAUUUAAAAUUAUUAUUAUAGAAAGCAAGCAAUCGAGGAAGCAGGAAAGAGAGAGAGAGAAAGAGAAGGAGGGAGAGAGAGAGAGAGAACAAGAAGGAAAGAGAACGUGCCGUUUUCGUGAAGUAUCGACGCAUAGUCGGACGAUUCUCAACUUAUUAACAAGGAUUCUCGAAAAGACGUUUUCUCUCUCUAAUCAACGUAAAUAAAAUACGUUUAAUCGUUUGACAAAAA
This is a messenger RNA of Vespa velutina, 4978 nucleotides long. RefSeq names its product baculoviral IAP repeat-containing protein 7-like (gene Diap2). Lineage: Eukaryota; Metazoa; Arthropoda; Insecta; Hymenoptera; Vespidae. Gene Ontology annotation, cellular component: nucleus; cytoplasm. The coding region runs from base 482 to 2284 and encodes 600 amino acids. Gene Ontology annotation, biological process: positive regulation of protein ubiquitination; regulation of cell cycle; negative regulation of apoptotic process. The record is from RefSeq and is a predicted model, not a curated record. Gene Ontology annotation, molecular function: ubiquitin protein ligase activity; cysteine-type endopeptidase inhibitor activity involved in apoptotic process. The transcript is spliced from 11 exons.